Messenger RNA from Asterias rubens (European starfish), 1315 nucleotides. Its product is annotated as KATNB1-like protein 1. The transcript has 10 exons. Gene Ontology annotation, cellular component: nucleolus. The coding region runs from base 71 to 1000 and encodes 309 amino acids. The record is from RefSeq and is a predicted model, not a curated record. Lineage: Eukaryota; Metazoa; Echinodermata; Asteroidea; Forcipulatida; Asteriidae. Gene Ontology annotation, molecular function: microtubule binding.
UGAAAAACAGCUGGGUAGAAAGUUGUUGAUACUUUUUGACACGGGAACUUCACUGAUCACGUUGAUUGAUAUGGCUGAUGCGAGAAUACACCAAGCUGCAAUGAAUGCUGGAGGAGGGUUUAUCAAAUGGGACUGGAAUAAAAAUAAAUAUGUGUGGGUCAGCAAAAGUGAACUGCAGAAGAAGUCCGAGAACAAGAAACUACCAACGCCAUCACCAUAUGAACAGAAUGUGGCAGCUCUCAAGAAACACCGGCACCAUAACCAACCAUCCUUCAAAGUUCCAGUAAAGAAAGCUUACAGGCAGCCAUUACAAAUGUCGAACAAGCAAAUUAGGCCAUCAUCAAAGGGUCAGAAAUCCAACUGUGAGAUUCAGAAGAAGGAGAGAGCGGUUAAACCUCUAGGCCGAGAUGACCUACUCAAGAUUAGAGAGAAAGCUAAUAAGGAGAAUCAAUCUGAGCCGUCAGCGAGGGUAGAGGCAAAUAUCCCUGCACCACCAGCCGAGUUGUUAGCUGGACAUGGUACGUUCGUUUCCAUUGUUUCCAAUCGAGCGAUUCAUUUGAACGCUGCUCUGACCUUCUGGAAACAGAACCCGGGAUCUCUCAUCUCUUACUUGAUUCGUACUGGGGAUGACUCGCUCACCGUCGACGUCUUGCCGAUUCUUACAAUGAGUCUUGUUCGUCAGACAACAAAGGCCAAGCAGAUAUCCAUGGGCGCCUGGUUGGACUUCCUACCGACUCUACAUAAACUACUCAGCAGCAAGUUUGCAGACUAUAUUAAGGUUUGCUUGGAUUUAUUGCGUACUCUACUGAGGCACUGGGCUAAAGAACUGCAGAAACAAAAGGAUUCUAGAAACGCGGAUCUCCUUCUACAAAGCCAGAGUGUCUCAGGAAUCUAUGGCAGUUUGAUUUCCAUGACAGAUACAGUAAACAGUUUAGCUACGAGGAAUGGAAGUGUAGGCAAAAAGGCAAAGGCUGUUAAAGAUCUUCUGGACCAGCUUUGAUGUCUCAGAGAGUAUUUAUUUCUGUGUGAUCAAAAAGAUGUACAAAUUCCGUCCACUGUUUACUCACGUGUAAUUUUAGUAGAAUUUUUUUUUAUGUCAUGAAGCAAAAUAUUAUUGUACCAUCCGAACAGUCAAAAAUCCAAAAGUUUUCUGACUUUGGAGCAAAAUACUUUACUAUAAGUGCUUCUCAUCACCCAGGGGUAUAAAUGGGUACAAGUUCCUGCGAGGAUAGAGGUCGAUAUUAUGUAUGAAAAAGCCUUUGGAGCACUACGGUUGCUCAAGUUGUAUACUCCCAAGGGUGCUGAGAAAGAUUAA